AGCGACUUUCCCCCCUGGCGGUAAAUUAUCAACACACACGAACACGAGCGGUGCUCCUUUCAAAAGCGUCUGCUGCAAUGGACAUCUCCGAGCUCAGUGAAGGGAAUAACUUUGAGGAAAGUGUUGCGAAGCAUAUCAAUGCGAUCAAAGGAGAUGGAAAGCAGCUGCCGUGCAUGGUGGAAAGUAUGGGACACAUUUUGACUCACAAAGAUCCCGACAUAAGAGGAACUGGAGUGAAGUUUAUGACCCGGGUGCUUCAAGGACUGCCCCAUAACACUCUUGGUGAAGAGCAAGCAACCACUCUGCUGCGUUAUUAUACUAGUAGGCUCGAGGACCAUCCUUCCAUGGUGACUUGGGCCAUUCAGGGCAUCUAUGAAUUGGUGGUGAGCCAAGGACCUCUGGAAAGCACCGAGAUUGAGCACCUUCUGCAAGUCAUCUUUUUUGACGUUCAGAUGCCAGGAUUACUCCAGGCUGAGCGCUACAUCAUCUACAGAAUGUUGAUGCACAUGUUGAUUAGCCAUGCCUCAGUGUUGAGGAAAAUGGGCAGCAAGUUUGUCCUUGGUUGCAUCCAAGCAAUGGAAGGGGAACGAGACCCCCGCUGCCUGCUACAAGUCUUUGCCAUUGUUCCCAUGUUGUGCAAUGAAUUCAUCUUGGGUGACCUGGAGGAGCCUUUGUUUGACGUCUGCUCGUGCUACUUUCCAGUGGACUUCAACCCUCCCGCCACUGACCCCGGCAGAAUCAGCCGCGAAGAGCUGGCUGAUUCAUUGCUCAACUGCCUCACAGCUUCGCCGGGGUUUGGGAAACACUGCGUCCCAUUGGCUGCUGAAAAGCUAGAGUCAGACUUGCUCACGGCCAAGCUGGAUUCUUUGAAACUCUUGAGCCGAGGAAGUCAAGUGUUCCCUCCCCAGUGCUUCAGAGACCACACUGUCACUAUCUGGAAGCAGAUUCAUAGCCUGGUGUUUGUGAACAGGCACGAUGCCAUCAUUCCUGCCGCCCUUACUUGCCUCACCAGCCUUGCCAGAGUCGUUUCCAGUGACCAGAAAGAUGCUACUUCGAUCAACAGACUUUUCAAGCUUGUUUGGAAAGAUCUCCAGCGUGGCGAGGCUCCUGGUAUGGGCAAGGUGCUAGAAGCCUUUGCAUGUGCUUCUGCAAGAGCCUGUCUUGCUGUGCUGAGUGAAACGUUACCAGAUCUACUUCAGCUGCUUUCCAGAAACGAGGGUUUGAGGCCGGUCCUUGUCAUGGAGAGCACCACUGCUCUCCUCUCGCUGUAUGCCUCCCUUUGCCACCAUGAAGAGACCAGCCGAGAGCUGAGCCUGAAGUUGAGCCUGCUGACAGACCAGCUGUGUGUCCUGGUCAACGAUGACAGCAACCCUGAACUUGCCCUCCGUGCAGCAGGCAGUCUGUGUGCCACUCUCGCCAUUCCAGGGCUUCUCACUGCCACCAAUCUGGACGUCAUCAGAUCCACCCUCGUGCGGGUGGCGACGCAAGAAUCUGCACCUCCUGUCGGUGCUGAGCACGGGGACCUCUUGGCUGCCGCUGUGAGGCUCAACUUGCCCCUUGCAGAUGAUGUGCUUUCUCUGUUGAAGGAAGAGAUCUGUCGAGGAUAUCAUCCCACAAAGACGGAACGGGUUCUCAGAAUGAGCACGGCAUGUGCGAGCAACACGUUGUCCCUCUCCUUCAUGCUUCCUAGCCUUACAGAGAGCUUUGUGAGCUCCAUUCGUGAUAAUAGAGCUCCCUAUCAGAAGCUGCUGGCCAAGUAUCUGUUGGAUGUCGUUUGCCGAGCGGAGAAAUGCGGAACGACUGUCCACCAUGCCGCUCUGCUGCGGAGUGUGGUUGCAACUUGGAUUGAGAGCCUUGGAUCAGAACAGCGAACUGCUGCCAUUGAGGAUUUCGUGGAGGCAUCAUUGUUGGUGCAGAAACUAGCUCAGAUGUGUAGUGCAAGUGACAUUCGAGAAAUCUAUUCCACUAUAUUGGAGACCUGCCUGAAAGCAAAUAUUCCAAGCCAGCCCCUUCUGUUGCUGGUCCAGUCUGUGAUCUGCCACAUGCCAAGGGAAGCAAUGUCAGCAGACGAACGUCUGGUGCAACUUCUCUCCGACGGCCGGCUCCACGAUUCCAGCCAUCUUGCUGGCAAAUGCCUCGCGGGACUCGUCAAUAAGCUGACUGCCGGGGACGUGGAGAAAGUGCUGCAAUGCCUGCAGUCCUCUUGGCAGCCACAGUGGACCCUUGCAAAAGCAGACCUGCUGCUGUGGGUCACAAAAGGGUUGCUGCUCAGAGGAUAUCCGGAUUUGGCAAAGUACACAAAUUUGCUUGAACAACUGCUGAGGGACGAGAAUGUUGGAAGGCAUACAGCAGAAGGCUUCGACGUGAUUUUACAGCCAGUUGUGCUGACAAGCGAAGGACACUGUGUACUACGGCUUUUGCAUCCACAGAGGUUCUUCGUUGAGACUGCACCAAUCCUCAUCCAGGGUUUCAAUAGUGCCACAAACAAAGCGGUGAAAGACAAUUUCCUGAUGGCUCUCUGCUGCCAAUUGAAGUAUGUUCCAAAGGUGGUUGUAAAGAGCUACAUCGAUAAGGUGCUUCCCAUUCUCGUGGAUGCCCUGAGCAGCGCUGAAGUGCUGGUGGUUGGUCAGUGUGUGCUGCCAUGCCUGACAGAAAAUGUGGCGCUUAUGGUGUCCUGCCUCAACAGCGUCGUAGGGCAACUGUUACGGCUGGCCAAGCCACCCCAACCCAUGGAUGUGCGCAGGAUGUCCCUAGAGUGCUUACAUCAGCUCACCACAACUGGGGAAAGGGAGCUGCUGUUGCAUCGGCGCAAUGUAUUGCGUGGCCUAACGCCGUGCCUUUGUGAUCGGAAGCGUGUUGUGCGCCAGGCAGCAGCACAGGCGUCGAGUGCUUGGCACAUGGUGGGACAAUCAAUUGGUGAAUGAUCAACUUGCAUGGGAGAGACAAAGCACAAACCAAGGUCUGAUAAGUAGGUUAAAAUGUUUUUUAUGUCAAUAGAAUCAUCUACAAAACAUGCUUCCACAGAGGCUCAAAUUGGAACUCGUUAGGGGUCAUACAGCAUUUUCACAGCAUAUGCAAAAUAAAGCACCUUUGUGAAAUAAUAUUAACAGACAAA
This is a messenger RNA of Ixodes scapularis (black-legged tick), 3115 nucleotides long. It is a transcript of the gene Mms19, whose product is annotated as MMS19 nucleotide excision repair protein homolog. Gene Ontology annotation, biological process: iron-sulfur cluster assembly. NCBI's taxonomy places the organism in Eukaryota, Metazoa, Arthropoda, Arachnida, Ixodida, Ixodidae. The coding region runs from base 78 to 2924 and encodes 948 amino acids. The record is from RefSeq and is a predicted model, not a curated record. Gene Ontology annotation, cellular component: cytosolic [4Fe-4S] assembly targeting complex. The transcript has 25 exons.